GGCCUAGGUCUUGGUCUGGACCGCUUGGGCCGGUUCCCAAACUGCUGGGCUGCGGUGGGGCUGCGGAGCCCGAGAAAGGGUGGCCGCGGGGGAAACGGAGGCCGGGCCUGAUACGGGGUCUCCCGAGUUCCUGCCUACGACCGGGCCUCCGCCUCCGCGCCGGGCGCGCCCUUGAACUUGCCCGGGGUCCGAGGCCCCCGUCCGGGUGAGAGCUGUGCCUCCGGGCCGGAGCACGCAGCCGGGGGCUGCCCCAGGCCGCACUCCCCGGACGCCGCCGUCCCCGGACGCCGCCUCCCGGGGCCCUAGGGGUUUGUGAGCUGGGGCCUGGCGGAGGUCGGGACGCAGUGUUACUGCCAGUUCAGCCGAUGGCUUCGGGUGCUGCCGCCGGGGAUCCCCGCGUGUCCUCUGCCAUUGCCCCGGUUGUCACCUCCUAUGCUCCCGCCAUCGGUUCCUUUAUUUACAUAACUAACUAGUCAUCGCGGAGAAUUCCCGGCUUUCCUUGGCCAUUCCGUGUCUCACCCAGCACUCCCAAAGUAGCUUUUAGUGCCCGGGACGCCCCGCGGACCAUGCGGCCCCGGGUGCUGUCCCCCUGCGCCCCUCUCCCCGCGCCCCGUGCCCUUUGCACGCGCGCCAUCCGGGUACCGGGGUGCGUGCCCCCGGCGCUGAGCGCCCAAGGGUCCCGGGCUCCCAGCAGCGCCUGUGAUAGGUUGGAUGCCCCAAGUCAGGGACUCGGCGCACCAAGAAACGUUACACUGACACCCACUGCAGGCGCCAAGUGCUCUGCGGGGCAUCCACAGAGAGAAUAGAAGAGUAGUUCUCGUCCUCCCGGGGAGACGCGGUAUGCGGCCACGUUGGUGUGAAAGUCAGAAAGAGCAAUCUCUGGCUCUGGGAAGGAAGAGAAAUGGGAGUGAGAACGUUGAGCCUUUCCUGGCAGUUCUUGAUAGUUCUGGUUUUGAUCCUGCAAAUCUUGUCCGCGUUGGAUUUUGACCCAUACAGAGUCCUAAGGGUCAGCCGCACAGCCAGCCAGGCUGAUAUUAAAAAGGCUUAUAAGAAGCUCGCCCGGGAAUGGCAUCCUGAUAAAAAUAAAGAUCCAGGAGCAGAAGACAAGUUCAUUCAGAUUAGCAAGGCUUAUGAGAUUCUUUCCAAUGAAGAAAAGAGAUCCAACUUUGAUCGCUAUGGUGACGUUGGUGAAAACACUGGGUACCACCAGCCACAGCAGCCACAGAGUCACCACUUCCACCAUUUCCAUGACAGCUUUUACUUUGAUGAAUCCUUUUUUCAUUUCCCAUUCCAUUCGGAACGGCGAGACUCAUCUGAUGAGAAAUAUCUGCUUCACUUUUCCCAUUAUGUCAACGAGGUAGUCCCAGACAGCUUCAGAAAGCCCUACCUCAUCAAAAUUACCUCGGACUGGUGCUUCAGCUGCAUCCACAUAGAGCCCGUCUGGAAAGAAGUGGUGCAAGAACUGGAAGGAUUAGGUGUGGGAAUUGGUGUUGUCCAUGCUGGCUAUGAAAGACGGCUGGCCCAUCACUUGGGAGCCCACAGCACUCCCUCCAUCCUAGGAAUUAUAAAUGGGAAAAUCUCAUUCUUUCACAAUGCAGUUGUUCGAGAGAACCUUCGACAGUUUGUGGAGAGUCUCAUUCCAGGAAACUUGGUGGAGAAGGUCAGUGAUAAAAAUUAUGUCCGAUUUCUCUCUGGCUGGCAGCAUGAGAAUAAGCCUCAUGUUCUUCUGUUUGACCACAUGCCACUGGCACCAUUGUUGUACAAGUUGAUUGCUUUUGCCUACAAGGAUUAUUUGUCAUUUGGAUAUGUUUAUGUCGGCUUGAGAGGGACACAAGAGAUGACAAGUCAGUACAAUGUCAAUACCUACACUCCUACCAUGUUGGUCUUCAAGGAGCACAUAGACAAACCAGCUGAUGUUGUACAGGCCCGGAGUUUAAAGAAGCAGACCAUUGAAGACUUUGUUUCCCAAAACAAGUACCUUCUAGCAGCCAGGCUUACCAGUCAGAAGAUGUUCCAUGAGCUAUGUCCUGUAAAGAGGUCUCAUCGCCAAAGGAAGUACUGUGUGCUCUUAAUGAUUCGGGAAGGAACAAAGUCAAAUCCAGAUUUUGAAGCGUUCCUGUCCUUUGCAUUGGCAAACAGCCAGGACACAGUGAGAUUUGUGCACGUCUAUAGCAACCGGCAGCAGGAGUUUGCCAACACUUUGCUGCCCAGCAGUGAAAUAUUUCAGGGGAAAUCUGCGGUCUCUAUCUUAGAAAGACGUAACACAGCCGGAAAAGUGGUGUACAAAACUCUAGAAAAUCCCUGGACUGGAAGUGAAAAGGAUAAGUUCAUCCUUCUGGGCUAUCUGGAUCAGCUGCGAAGAGAUCCCGCUCUUCUUUCCUCUGAGGCUAUCUUACUUGAUCUAGUUGAUGAACUUGCUCCUGUGUUUUUUCUUCGAUGGAUUUACUCCACUUCUGAAUACUUCUCAGACAUCUGGGACAGUGUACUUCACAACAAUUGGCGAGAAAUGAUGCCCCUUCUGUCCCUGAUUUUCUCCGCUCUCUUCAUUCUUUUUGGAACAGUCAUUGUUCAGGCUUUCAGUGAUUCCAAUGAGGAUCGAGAGUCACGGCCUCCUGAGAAAGAAGUCAACGAGAAGACCGAGAAGACUGAGACCUGCUUCAGUAAAGAGAACAGCAGGGCCAGCUUAGCUAAAUUCAGAGACUUGGACCAAAGCAGGAUUCCCAAGAAGGGUUUUGUGGAGGUGACUGAGCUUACAGAUGUCACAUACAUGAGUAACCUGGUUCGACUGAGGCCAGGCCACAUGAAUGUCGUCCUUAUUCUGUCUAACUCUACCAAGACCAGCCUGCUUCAGAAGUUUGCUUUUGAAGUGUACACAUUCACUGGGAGCAGCUGCCUCCACUUCUCCUUCCUGAGUCUUGAUAAGCACCGAGAGUGGCUGGAAUAUCUAUUAGAGUUUGCCCAGGAUGCUGCUCCCAUCCCAAACCAGUAUGAUAAACAUUUCUUGGAGCGUGACUACACUGGCUACGUCCUGGCUUUGAAUGGACACAAGAAAUACUUCUGCCUCUUCAAGCCCCAGAAAACAGUAGAUGACGAGGAAACCAUAGGUCCGUGCAGUGACCUUGACUCUUCCCUCCAUUUGGGCGAGGCCCGAGGGAAACCCUUCUGUAAUUCUGGAUCCAAACCCCUCAAAGGCAAACUAAGCAAGUUGUCCUUAUGGAUGGAGCGCCUUUUGGAAGGCUCCUUACAGAGAUUCUAUAUCCCAUCAUGGCCUGAACUAGACUGAGAGAAUUUUUUUAAAGGAGAUUCAGCCCCUCCAGACUUGGUCGGAAAACGAGCAGGAUUGUCCAAAUGGUCAGGAGAGACAGACAGUAGGUUUUAGAUAUUCUUCUAGGACAAUGGCUAGGAGAAUUCUCCCUUUGUCUUGCUCUAACCUAGGAGUGAAAUAUACCACAAGUUGAAUUCUCUGUACCAAAAUGUUUGUUUGGGGUUUUUUUCCUCAUUCGGAUGGCGCACUAUUUAAAGCAGACACUCUCUCUUCCUCUCGUGUCCUCGCCACAUGUGCUUCCCAUACUUUGUCCUGUCUCUUCAUGGAGAGACCCUGUGACUCAGAGAGGACUGAACUUGAGGAAGCUUGUGGACAGAGGCAAGCGCACCGGCCCUCCCCCAACUCCUCUCCGUCCUCUUCCCACCAGGCUUCUGCCUUGGCGCCUGCAAUAAUCUUGGACUGGGGUGGAGAGGACCUGCCCUGCAAGUGGCCAGGAGUGGAUCUGGGGACAGCCUCCUUUAACAGACUGUGAGCUGUCUUCCCUACACUGAUUAUCCGGGGUCCUGCAUGUGCAUUCAUUUCUCUUUCCAGAGAAAGGGAAAAGCAAAAGUGUCUGAGACUUUGCAGUCCCAUGUUCUUAUUGUCGUGGCCUAAAGAGGCCUAAAGAGUAGAGACGAGCCUCACUGCUUAGCCUGUAGCCCAGGUGAGGAGGGACACCAAGGGAGCCCCGCAGCCAUUUUGAGCCAUUGCAAUGUCUCUUGUCUUCAGAUGCCUUUCUGUCCCGGUCAGUCAUAGGGCGCUCUCUUAUUUAGGAGCCAUAACCUUUGGUUGUGUUCUCAGAUGUAGGGACAAGCUGCCAUGAGCCAGUAGACAUGUAGAACCCAAGUCAAGCACUCCUACCUUCUAGGACAUCAAUCUGAAGGAAUCUUCCCAAAUCCCCCCCCCAGGACACAGCUUUAGGACCGCAGACAUUUCUUUGUAUCAAGGAACUUAAAAUUUUGUUGGUGAUUUUGUUUUUUUUUUCUUUUGUUUUUAAUUCUGUUGCUCCCACAGUGCCACCUGUCAAAUCCUCUGUCAUCAGUGAACCCCCUCUAGUUGUAGCACCCCAUGUAUACGAUGCUUGCUUUCAGCCUCUGGCCCCUGUUGAUGGGUCAUCUCAGCUGUUUUCCAUAUUAACUUACAGUCAUCCUCUGCAGCUUCAGGUCAGACUAGAAUCGCCAUCCGUUUGAACGUGCCAGACGGGACAGUGCCAGUCCAUUAGAGCUGACCCCUUCUUUAAGGACAGAGCUGCCGAGGGAGGCAAAGUCUAACUUCCCUCGAAAAUGUCAUCCUGACCUACUCAUCUCUAAAGCGGGGGGCAGAAGCCA
Molecule: messenger RNA, 4632 nt
Organism: Sarcophilus harrisii (Tasmanian devil)
Lineage: Eukaryota; Metazoa; Chordata; Mammalia; Dasyuromorphia; Dasyuridae
Gene: DNAJC16
Product: DnaJ heat shock protein family (Hsp40) member C16
Exons: 16
Coding region: 902-3283 (793 amino acids)
Source: RefSeq, a predicted model, not a curated record